Octopus sinensis (East Asian common octopus) is the source of this 363-nucleotide messenger RNA. RefSeq lists its product as uncharacterized. The transcript has a single exon. The record is from RefSeq and is a predicted model, not a curated record. NCBI's taxonomy places the organism in Eukaryota, Metazoa, Mollusca, Cephalopoda, Octopoda, Octopodidae. Bases 1 to 363 code for a protein of 120 amino acids.
AUGGUAGGGAUAGGUAUUCAACUCAGAGCUGGAUUGAACAAUGAUGCUUUUAAACCAUUUGAUGAACUAUUAAGCACAAAGACAGGCCCAGCAAUUUAUCGUGCUCCUAUGAGUCGUAAUAGGUUCAAAGAACUGAAAAGAUGCAUAACAUUUGAGGAAAUGUCUACAUGUGCAGCUCGAAAAAAUGGUGAACAUGGGAAGAGGUUUAUUCAGUCAUUCCAAAUAAAUUACAAAGCUGCCCCUUAUAUAACUAUUCAUGAAUCCCCGUUGUCCUUAAGAGGAAAAUAUUUAUUCAAAGUGUACAUGCAAUCAAAACCGAGUAAAUAUGGUCUACGGUUGAUGCUAGCAGAUAUACAUAUUUAA